AUGGGUCUCUUCUCCUCUAAGGCAGGUGCUCCUCCGCCUCCACCCCCUCCAGGGCCCAGGCAGACUACGGCCCGCCCUCAGGCUCCCUUGCCUCCGGCAGUUGCCCCAUCAGGACCUCCGGGUGCUUUCCUUGUCGAGUUGCUGAUCUACAACGGUGCCCCCUUCAAAGACCACUGGUCGUACUGGGUACGCUCUCACCAGGACCCGGACCUUGGUGUCCUCAUACACGCCGCCGGUGACGUGAGGAACGGCUUUCAGUUUAAGAUUAAGCGUGAUCAUGACUUCCGAGCUACCGGUAACCUCCCAACGAAGAGGAUACCGCUACAGUGGGUUGGCAAGUAG
Messenger RNA from Penicillium digitatum Pd1, 342 nucleotides. RefSeq lists its product as uncharacterized. The record is from RefSeq and is a predicted model, not a curated record. NCBI's taxonomy places the organism in Eukaryota, Fungi, Ascomycota, Eurotiomycetes, Eurotiales, Aspergillaceae.